Messenger RNA from Dissoconium aciculare CBS 342.82, 1114 nucleotides. RefSeq lists its product as uncharacterized. Lineage: Eukaryota; Fungi; Ascomycota; Dothideomycetes; Mycosphaerellales; Dissoconiaceae. The record is from RefSeq and is a predicted model, not a curated record. The transcript has a single exon. The coding region runs from base 424 to 1005 and encodes 193 amino acids.
AACGACAACAGAGCCCAUCACAAGGAACGACAAGACCCCGCCAAGCAUCAAUCCUCUGUUCCCUAGGAUAUAGCAUAUAUAAAUACCCGGCCAAGACCAGCCACCUCCUCCGCCGCCUCCGCCGUCGUCCACCUCGCCAUGGGAAGAGCUGUUCUCCUCCCCACCGCCGCCGCUUCGUUAUACGAUUCGAAUAUGGCGGAUUUCGGAAUUCGGUGAGGAGGUUCCGAGAUUUCCAACUCGGACCAUUGGCAUCUGGCUUGGCGAGUUUUCUAUUUUCCCGGGAAAUCCUACGCAGGUGUAUCUGAAGGGGAGUAACGAGGCUGGGGUGAUGAUGACGACUAUUGGACAUUGGGAUUGUGCUGGUAUUGAGUACAUACGUGAUCGCAACACUUCAUCUCCACUCAUGCGUGGAAGUCGGUCCAGAUGGUUCGGAAAUGUAAUCGAUACGGGUGUGCAAAGUCACUGCACACCGAAUAUGAACAAGGGAUAUCCCUUCGACCCCGUCAUCGCCGAGUGUGUGUGUCCUCGGGAGGUUUUUUUUACCAUCCAAUGUUCCCUCGCUGGGAUCUAUCAGGGAGUCAUUUAGACUUCCCCCUGAUCGUCAGGGGAAAUAAUGCAUAUCGCCUCUUCCUCCCGGGAUGCCACAUCACAUGUCGACCAACAAUUACGGUAUAUGGGGGACUCUGGUUCCGAGGGCGGAGAUUUCCUUCCAGCGCAUCCAGCUGCUUCCCCUGGAUCCCGGUGUUCACGCGCGACUUGGCCCAUGAACCUCCCGGGCGUUCAUCACAACUGACGUCCGCCCGCUUUAUCGAAGAUGGCAAAAUAGUGGGAGGACAUCGGCAUCGGGUCAUCAGGUGUGCUGCGUGCGUGAGGGGGGCCUUUGUUGCUAUUCCGGUCUGCCUAGACUCCAAUGCUCGGCACUACCAGUACAAAGAACAGUGCCCAGGUGAUUCGGACAUACGUUUCUAUGUGGAUGUACGUUUGGCGGGUGAGACACGUGGAUGAAGUCGAGGAUGGUCCCACGUGAAUCCGACGACGGAGGAAAAGGCUAUCCUAGAGGUCUACAUCGACUCGGCGCCGACAGCAGCAUCACACUCGAUCGUCAUCAUUCAUG